Molecule: messenger RNA, 648 nt
Organism: Daucus carota subsp. sativus
Lineage: Eukaryota; Viridiplantae; Streptophyta; Magnoliopsida; Apiales; Apiaceae
Product: zinc finger protein 1-like
Exons: 1
Coding region: 1-648 (215 amino acids)
Source: RefSeq, a predicted model, not a curated record
AUGGACUCAAAGAGUGACCGAGAAGGAAAAAAUGAGCUCGAGCUCUCAGUCCGCAACCAUUCAGAUAAUGAAUCAAGAAUAAGUUAUGAGAAUGCUGUUAAAUCCUCCCAGAGUGAUGUUAACUUGGGAGAAUGGUUAACAUUAGGCCUUCACAGUUCUGGAGAAUCCUCGGGUGCUGCCAGUGCGAAAGACAUUGCCACUCGCAUUCCAUAUAAACAGGAAGCGAACAAGGUCUUCUCUUGCAAUUUCUGCAUAAGAAAGUUCUAUAGCUCACAAGCUCUGGGUGGUCACCAGAAUGCGCAUAAGAGGGAACGUGGGCAAACCACAGAUCAUCUUUCAGUCGCGAGUCAGCCAUUUACUUCUCGGGCAAUGCUGUCUCUUGGUGUGCAGGCUCAUUCACUGGUGCACAAACCAAACAGAGGAAGGAGCGGCGCAAUGCGUUCUUCGCUUGUGCAGGCUCAUUCAUCGGUGCACAAACCAAGCAGAGAAGGGAGCAGUGUGAUUAGAAGAUCUAGUGAUCACGCCCCUGGAUAUGGUAUAGUUUGGAGAGCUUCCCUACUAGAAGAAGUGGGAUCAAACUGGCCAGGCAGUUUUCACAUGGACAAGAAGUUAGAUCGGAACAAAUUAGAGUUGAAUCUUCGUUUGUGA